This is a messenger RNA of Drosophila albomicans, 3655 nucleotides long. RefSeq names its product protein deltex (gene dx). Lineage: Eukaryota; Metazoa; Arthropoda; Insecta; Diptera; Drosophilidae. Gene Ontology annotation, biological process: protein ubiquitination; Notch signaling pathway. The coding region runs from base 344 to 2677 and encodes 777 amino acids. The transcript is spliced from 5 exons. Gene Ontology annotation, molecular function: ubiquitin protein ligase activity; zinc ion binding. The record is from RefSeq and is a predicted model, not a curated record. Gene Ontology annotation, cellular component: nucleoplasm.
UCGAUGUUUCGCCACCACUAAUUAUCAUUUGCGCUUGCGCCCAAAAUGUUGAAAUUUGCAUAUAAAUUUAAUUAAAGUGCGAUCGAAUUAAAGUUGAAGAUCAUUCGCAGUGUAUUUUUGUGUGAAACAUCAAAUUGCAUGCUCAAAUUAAAAAAAGUGUCGCAUUGUCGCAGUCGCAGUCGCAGUGUCAGCAGCUCAAAUGUAAAUGCAUAAAACAGAGAAAGAGAAUCAGAACCAAAACACACUUAUUGACUGAUCAACUAACUGACUGACUGAUUGAGUGAUUGAUGAUAAAUGCAAAUAUUGCAUUAAAAUGAAGUGACCAACGCAAUUCACACAAAAUAUGGCCAGCAAUGUGGCUGGUGUUGCAGUUGGAGCUGGUUCAGUUGCUGGUGCUGGUGGUGGUGGAGCUGCUGGUCAAUCAUCAACCAUGACCAUCAAUCAUACGCAUGCCGUUUGUGUCUGGGAAUUUGAAGCAUCGCGCGGCGGCGGCAAAUGGUUGCCAUAUUCUCCGGCAGUGUCCCAGCAUUUGGAGCGUGCGCACGCCAAGAAAUUAACCCGCGUCAUGUUGAGCGAUGCGGAUCCCAGCCUGGAGCAAUACUAUGUGAAUGUUCGGACAAUGACACAGGAGUCGGACACCGAAUCGGAAGCGGGAGGCCUUCUCACGAUCGGAGUGCGACGCAUGCUCUAUGCGCCCAGCAGUCCGGCGGGCAAGGGCACCAAGUGGGAGUGGUCGGCGGGUGGCAGCGGAGGGGACAUCGGCGGUGGCAGCGGCAGCGGUGGCAACUGCUGUGAUUGGCGACCCUACAACAUGCAUGUGCAGUGCAUCAUCGAGGAUGCGUGGGCGCGUGGAGAACAAACGUUGGAUCUGUGCAACACAAACAUCAGCCUGCCAUACACCAUCAACUUUUGCAACCUGACGCAAAUGCGACAGCCGAGCGGUCCGUUGCGCAGCAUUCGCCGUACACAGCAGGCGCCGUAUCCGUUGGUCAAGCUGACGCCACAGCAGGCGCUGCAGUUGAAGACAACGAGCAACAGCAAUGCCAACAGCAAUGGACAGCAGCAGCAGCAGCAGCAACAACAACAACGCAACAAUACGUUGCCCAAAAUUGGUACAAUGUUGCCGCCAAUGCAUCGACAGCAACAUCCGUUGCCCAUGUCAGUGAGCAACAGCCAUCAGCAGCAGCAGCAGCAUCAACAUUUGCAGCAACAGCAGCAACAUCUUCAGCAACAUCAACAGCAUCAUCAGCAACAGCAUCAUCAGCAACAGCAUCAACAGCAGCAGCAUCAACAGCAGCAGAGGAAGCCACACAAAAAGCACAGCGAAAUCUCAACCACAAAUCUGCGUCAGAUACUCAACAAUCUCAACAUCUUUGGCAGCAGCACGAAGCACAGCAGCAGCAGCAACAACCACAACAACAAUCACAAUCAUGGCCACAGCAAUGGACAUUUAGUGGGCGGCGCCUCCGCUAGUUCCUCGAAUGUGGCGGGCUCAACGCUGCAUUUGAUGCAACACCAACAUCAGCAGCAACAUCAGGUGCCGCAACACUUUGCGCACGGCAGCAACAAGAGCAUGUUGACCUCAUCGAUGAACAGCCAUCACAGUCGCUGCUCGGAGGGUUCGUUGCAGUCGCAGCGCAGCAGCCGCUUGGGUUCGCAUCGAUCGCGUUCGCGCACGCGUGCCUCCGAUACGGAUACGAACAGUGUGAAGUCGCAUCGAAGGCGACCGAGUGUGGACACCGUCUCGACGUAUCUGAGCCAUGAGAGCAAGGAGAGCUUGCGUAGCCGUAACUUUGCCAUAUCUGUGAAUGAUCUGCUCGACUGUUCGCUGGGCAGUGAUGAGGUAUUUGUGCCAUCGUUGCCGCCAUCGUCGCUGGGUGAACGUGCCCCGGUGCCGCCGCCCCUGCCACAGCAGAUGGUGCAACAACAGCAACAGCAGCAACAACAACAACAACAGCAACAGGUGCAACAACAGCAGCAGCAGCAACAACUACAACAGCAAUCAAUCGCUGGUUCGAUUGUGGGCGUGGACCCAGCCAGCGAUAUGAUAUCGCGCUUUGUAAAGGUGGUGGAGCCACCGCUGUGGCCCAAUGCUCAGCCGUGUCCCAUGUGCAUGGAGGAGCUGGUGCAUUCGGCACAGAAUCCAGCCAUAUCGUUGAGUCGCUGCCAGCAUUUGAUGCAUCUGCAGUGUCUCAACGGCAUGAUCAUUGCCCAGCAGAACGAGCUGAAUAAGAAUCUGUUCAUCGAGUGUCCCGUGUGUGGCAUCGUCUAUGGGGAGAAGGUGGGCAAUCAGCCUAUUGGCAGCAUGUCCUGGAGCAUCAUCAGCAAGAAUUUGCCCGGUCACGAGGGACAGAACACCAUUCAAAUUGUCUACGACAUCGCCUCGGGUCUGCAGACCGCUGAGCAUCCGCAUCCGGGUCGCGCCUUCUUUGCCGUUGGCUUUCCACGCAUCUGCUAUUUGCCCGACUGUCCGCUGGGCCGCAAAGUGUUGCGCUUCCUCAAGAUCGCCUUCGAUCGCCGUUUGCUCUUCUCGAUUGGACGCUCGGUGACGACGGGUCGCGAGGAUGUGGUCAUCUGGAAUAGCGUCGAUCACAAGACGCAGUUCAACAUGUUUCCGGAUCCCACCUAUUUGCAGCGCACCAUGCAACAGCUGGUCCAUCUAGGAGUCACGGAUUGAACAACACAACAACAAAAAUCGAGUAAUCUCAAACUCUUCCACACAAUUACACGAAUUCUUCCAAUGUUCUUUAAGUACUCUCUCUCUCUCUCACUCUAUUGCUAACAAAAAUCUCAAUGUGUGUGCAAUCUAUAUUUUUUUUUAUAUACAAAUAAUUGUUUAAUUGUUCGAGCUGCUCGAACACUAAAAAACAAAAGACAAUCCCCAACAAAAAGCAAAAAAAAAAAAAAACUCAAAUGCAAAUGCAAUUUCCAUCUUCCAUUCAAAAUAGGAAACUGUAACGAACUGUUCUUCCAAUUUAUAGUUGUUAAGCAAAUGCAUGUAUUGUAUUUUAUAUGAUUUUAUAUUAUUAUAUUAUUUUGUAUUUAAUUGAUACACGUUCUCACUGUAUUGCCACACUACAUAUUAUAUACAUUUAUUAUAUAUAUAUAUAUAGUAUAUAGAGUUUGCUUCCCCCAACACGACACCUAUUAGUAUUUUAAAUCAAUAUUUAGUAAUUGUGUCUGUGUAUCGCAUAAGCAGCAUUAUUAGUUUGUAAGCUGUGCCAAAAUUGCAUCGCAUUUCGCAUUUGUUAAACAUAUGUUCAUCUCGAAUUUAUAAUGCUUGUGUUUAAGUCUGUUUCUGUUUUCUCAGAUUCAGAUAAGCCAUAAAAAUGCAUUUGAUGAAGUGCAUUCAUAUUCAAACCAUUCGACUGAUUAUAUGGCUAAUUCUCUGUGAAACUAUUUAAAGUGAAAAAACUAUAUAUCAAAACAUUUUUUUGUAUAUUGAGUAAAGAUGAAUCUUAUAGCUCUUGAUUAGCACUUUAAUUGGAGCUAUAAACGAUUUUUAGAAUUACUUUUCUGUUUUAAGAUAAAUGCAAAAAUGCAAAUCAAAAAAAUAACGAAAUGAAUUUAUAUAUUUUAAUCAUACAACAGAAAAAGUUCUUAAAUUCAAUUUUGGCUCUAAAUAUUGUACUUAAACAGAGCUAUAAGCUAAAUA